AGUUUUAAUGUCUGUUUGUCCGAUUUUUCAUUUUCUAUCUACAAUGACUUACAUAAGCCAAACAAUGUUUGCCUAUCUCCGUUUAGUCUUGCUGCUUCACUCAUGCUCCUUAUGAUGGGAACAAAUGGAUUGUCUAGAAACCAACUAAAAUCGGUUUUAUUUAAGAAAGGACUUCCAACUGGGGACAUUGACCACAAUUAUAAAGUCUUGCAUGAUAACCUUCUGAGUAAAACACGUAAUACACCCGGAAUGCAGCUCUCAAUCGCGAAUCAGUUUUUUGUGGCGAAAUGGCAAGUUCGAAGGCUCAAAAACAAGUUUAGAAGAAGUGCUAGACGAAAUUAUGGUUGUCAAGUUGCUCUAAUGGAUUUUGGUGACGAGCCAUAUACUCGUAAUGUUAUUAACAGAUGGAUAGAAGCACGCACCGGUAGAAAAAUUAAAGAGUUUAUACCAGACGGAAUGCUCGACCAAUUAACCUUUAUGAUACUCACAAAUGUGGUGUAUUUCAAAGGUCAAUGGAAAAGCAAGUUCGAUCCAAAGAAAACAACACAGCGAGAUUUCUGGAUGAACGAAAACAAAAAGGUGAUGAUAAAUAUGAUGUGGCAAAAAAAUACGUUCAAGGCUGGUGUCGACAUGGAUCUUAAGUGUAAAGCUGUCGAACUGCCAUACAAGGGGGAUAACAUUUCAAUGGUUAUUAUUCUUCCGAAUGAAAAAGAAGGUUUACCAGAAUUGGAAAAGAAAUUGUCCACUCUAACAUUUGAUAAUCUCGUUAAAAGAUUGAUCUCAAGACCAACAGAACUAGUUCUUCCUAAAUUUAAAAUUAAGGCAAAAAUUGACCUAAAGGCUAUUCUAAAGGGACUAGGAGUAACGGACAUAUUCGAGGCAUUAAAGGCAGAUUUUAGUCAUAUGGUACGAUCUUGUGACCAGAAAGGAGACCUUUAUGUUUCUGAUGCGUUUCAUGAAAGUGUUAUUGAAGUGAACGAAGAAGGUAGUGUCGCUGCUGCCGUUUCGUCAAUUUUCAUGUUAUUUCGAUCAGCAAGGCCGUCCACGUUUGAAUUUGUCGCAGAUCACCCUUUUUUAUUUGUGAUAAAGGAUAUAAGUAGUGGAACUAUUUUGUUUCUUGGAAGGUAUUGUAAUCCGGAAAUUACUGCAAUGAACCAUAUCAAUAAAAUCUCGACUACUUUAUCUGAAAGUUCGCUAGUGUCUGCUAGCGAAAAUAAAACGACCAAAUCUGUCGAAGGCGCUGAAAUAAAAACUGUAUUGACAAAUAAUAAGAAAAUUGUGUCAGAGAACCAACAAGAUGAAUGUUGCUGUCUUGGAGAAUGUUCAACUAGUGACAUAAAUAGUUCAGCACAUACUGAAGAGAAGAUAGAAAGUUAAUCUGUAAUCAAUAAUGUGAUGCCUAUAUAUUGGAUUUCUAUUGAAAGGAAAAUACUAAGUCAUAACACACAAUAUCUCAGGAUUGCAUUUCUCUGUUCCUUUAUUUAAUAAAAAGAAAAAUAUGCCAAAUAAACAACAAUUAUAUGUUUAAUCUCUUCGAGUGUGAAUAUAUAUAUAGAUAUAUGCAUUUCAGGGGAAAUCAGCUAUCGACUCCUUCGUCAAGAUUCCGGGUGAUUAUAUAAGUAUCUUAUCAUCUAGACAUUAAGACACUGAUUUAUAUGUUUUCCUUCGUUGCUUCCUUAUAAUAGAGGACGAAAUCAUCAUUACAGUAAAAACCUCAACAUUAAAAUAUAUAUACUAGUAAAUGCAAAAUUGUAUACUUUUUAGUUUCUGUUUCGCACAUGCGCAGUAAUUCAGAUGACGGAAGCUGCCCAGGUGGUUGAUUCAAUGACAUAUCGCACCUUUCAAUGCAGUCUGACUAAAGCCAGCAUCAACUAUCCACUUGAUUUUGCAUUGGUAUAUAGUAGGGAUACUGCUUUCAGCGCCAACUCACACUCAACCAACCCGAUUUUUUUACCAACUCGUUCUUUAACACUACUGUUCCUUUAUCAGAAAAAAUAUAAGAUGGUAUAGAAUCAUACGACUUCCCGCCAAUACGUAUAUCUGAUAUCCAAACAGUAUAAUGAAAAUAAUAUGGACUUCUUCCUCUUUCAAAGAUUACACCUAGCUGAUAUUAAUAUUUAUAUUGUAACCUUUACAAUACAUAUGUGUGUGCUAGAAAUUGCAUGACGCACAAAAAUACAUGUUAAUACUCAGAUAUAUAUGUCAAAAUUGAAAAAGAUACACAUACCAGCGUUUGAAGAAACAA
Molecule: messenger RNA, 2245 nt
Organism: Mytilus californianus (California mussel)
Lineage: Eukaryota; Metazoa; Mollusca; Bivalvia; Mytilida; Mytilidae
Product: leukocyte elastase inhibitor-like
Exons: 1
Coding region: 103-1377 (424 amino acids)
Molecular function (GO): serine-type endopeptidase inhibitor activity
Source: RefSeq, a predicted model, not a curated record